Messenger RNA from Hemiscyllium ocellatum (epaulette shark), 6932 nucleotides. RefSeq names its product E3 ubiquitin-protein ligase NEDD4-like. Bases 247 to 2973 code for a protein of 908 amino acids. The transcript has 29 exons. NCBI's taxonomy places the organism in Eukaryota, Metazoa, Chordata, Chondrichthyes, Orectolobiformes, Hemiscylliidae. The record is from RefSeq and is a predicted model, not a curated record. Gene Ontology annotation, biological process: receptor internalization; regulation of dendrite morphogenesis; neuromuscular junction development. Gene Ontology annotation, molecular function: ubiquitin protein ligase activity; protein binding; sodium channel inhibitor activity.
UCUCCGGGUGAGCUCCACUCAGGAAGUUUUCCUCAGAACGGAACUGAAGCCUGUGGCGUGGAUGCACAAGUGAAAUUCCAGAUUUAUUCCCCCAUCCCCUUUAUCUCUCUCGCUCUCUCUCUGAGUGGGAGGAAACAGCGAGUUUUGCGCAAUCACCAUUCUAGCAGCGGGACGCAUCUGCAGACGAGCUAACCCUUUUAAAAGCCAUCGAGUGUUUCUCAACGCCCAGAAACACUCCCCUCACUCAUGGCGAUGGCAUCGCUCCCUGAAGUGCGUGGACUGCCCACGGACGAGGAAGGUUGCCGGAUUCUGCGAGUGAAAAUUAUCGCUGGAAUCGGCCUCGCGAAGAAAGAUAUCUUGGGAGCCAGUGAUCCAUAUGCUAAAGUGACUUUGUAUGAUCCAAUAAAUGAAGAGCUGACCAGUGUUCAAACCAAGACAAUCAAGAAGACCUUAGAUCCAAAAUGGAAUGAAGAAUUUUUCUUCAGAGUUCAACCAAUGCAGCAUCGAAUUCUUUUUGAAGUGUUUGAUGAAAACCGUUUGACCAGGGAUGAUUUUCUGGGCUUGGUGGAUAUUCCCCUUCAACAUAUCCCGACUGAAAAUCCAAACCAGGAGAGACCAUAUACAUUCAAGGAUUUCAUCCUUCAUCCUAGAAGUCAUAAGUCUAGGGUUAAAGGACACCUUCGAUUAAAGAUGACCUACUUGCCAAAAAGUAAUGCUUCUGAAGAAGAUAGUGCAGAACAAACUGAUGAAUUGGAGCCUGGCUGGGAACUUCUGGACCAACAGAGUGUGACUGUCCACAGCCAACCUCCCCCAGCAUUACCCAGUGGGUGGGAAGAGAAGCAGGAUAAUCUGGGAAGAACUUACUUUGUCAACCACGAAACCAGAACAACGCAGUGGAUUCGACCAAGUGCUCAGGACACUGCAUCAGACAUAAAUCGUUGUCGAAAUAACAUCCAGCUGGAGGCACAGCGUGUAUAUAGUACACGGAGACAGAUAUCAGAAGAAACAGAAACUUCUGAAAGCAACAGAGAUUCUCCAGAUCAGAGCUGGGAAAUUAUAACUGACGAUGAAACUGUGUUUGGGAACUGCAACCCUCAGUCACCCCCACCUCCCCACACACCUACGGGACAGAAUGCAGGUUUUGACUUGCAAAAUCAGCUCGCAGAGGAACUUAGUCGGCGUUUCCAGGCAUCUGGGUGCACAGUUACAGAUCGUCGCAGCUCCUGCUCAGGUCAUUCCAGUAGACGGGGAAGUUCACAAACUACUAUGGAAGAACAGCCAGUGCUGCCGGUUAUUUUACCCACUUCAACAGGAUUGCCUCCUGGCUGGGAAGUAAAGAAGGAUGACAAGGGAAGAGCUUAUUAUGUCAACCACAAUAACCGAACCACCAGUUGGACGCGACCUGUUAUGCAGACCACUAGUGAGGCAGUACAACCAAAACCAUGUCGGAGUCCCACAGCGUAUCUUCCUCCUUCAGCAUCUCCUCAAGAUUCUCCACAAAAUUCCCCAGGCCAACAAAGGAAAUAUGAUUUGGGCUUUCUCCCCCCAGGCUGGGAAGUCCGACAUGCAAACAAUGGUAGACAUUUCUUCAUUGAUCACAACACCAAAACGACAACAUGGGAGGACCCAAGAUUAAAAAUUCCAGUUCAUAUGAGGCAUCGGCCAUCUUUAGAUCCUUCAGACCUUGGGCCACUUCCUCCUGGCUGGGAGGAGAGAAUUCACUCAGAUGGUAGAAUUUUCUACAUCGACCAUAAUUCUAAAGUUACCCAGUGGGAGGAUCCUCGUUUACAGAAUGUAGCCAUCACUGGACCUGCUGUGCCUUACUCAAGAGAUUACAAACAGAAGUAUGAUUAUUUCCGGAAAAAGCUGAGGAAGCCUUCAGAUGGUCCAAAUCGAUUUGAAAUGAAGCUACGUCGUAAUGCAAUCUUAGAAGAUUCCUACAGAAAAAUAAUGUCUGUGAAGAGAGUGGAAUUCCUAAAAGCCAGACUGUGGAUUGAGUUUGAUUCUGAAAAAGGAUUGGAUUAUGGUGGUGUUGCCAGGGAAUGGUUUUUCCUCCUCUCUAAGGAGAUGUUCAAUCCUUAUUAUGGAUUGUUUGAAUAUUCUGCCACGGACAAUUACACCUUACAGAUAAAUCCAAACUCUGGACUCUGCAAUGAGGAGCAUUUAUCUUACUUCAAGUUCAUAGGCCGUGUAGCUGGAAUGGCCGUUUACCAUGGAAAAUUAUUAGAUGGGUUUUUCAUCAGACCAUUGUAUAAGAUGAUGCUUCAGAAGCCAAUUACACUGCAAGAUAUGGAGUCAGUGGACAGCGAGUAUUACAACUCGUUAAUGUGGAUUCUUGAAAAUGAUCCAACUGAUUUGGAUCUUCGAUUUGUGGUUGAUGAAGAGCUGUUUGGUCAGACUCAGCAACAUGAACUAAAACCUGAUGGAUCAGAAAUAUUGGUUACCAACAAAAAUAAGAAAGAAUACAUUCACCUUGUGAUGCAGUGGAGGUUUGUCAAUCGCAUCCAGGAGCAAAUGAAUUCUUUUAAGGAGGGCUUUUUUGAACUGAUCCCACAAGAUCUCAUAAAAAUAUUUGAUGAGAAUGAAUUGGAGCUAUUAAUGUGUGGACUAGGGGAUGUAGAUGUCAACGAUUGGAGGGAGAACACAAAGUACAAAAAUGGAUACAAUGCAAACCAUCCGGUCAUACAAUGGUUUUGGAAGACAGUGCUGUUAAUGGAUUCAGAAAAGCGUAUUCGAUUCCUGCAGUUUGUGACUGGUACUUCACGGGUACCUAUGAAUGGAUUUGCUGAACUGUAUGGAUCAAAUGGACCACAGUUAUUUACUAUUGAACAGUGGGGAACUCCAGAGAAAUUACCAAGAGCUCACACAUGUUUCAAUCGUCUCGAUUUGCCGCCUUAUGAAUCAUUUGAAGAAUUGCGGGAGAAGCUUAACCUAGCAAUUGAGAACACUGAAGGUUUUGAUGGAGUCGAUUGAGUGACCAAAGCUGGCUGAUUUAGUGUAAUCACAUCAUCCAGCGAGUGUGCUGAAAUGUGAAGCAAAGUAUCUAGAAAUGGAGUUUUGAGAUUAAGUCUUACUUGUAGGGAAAUGUCUCUUUUUAUUAAGCUAAUGAAGCACAAACAGACUAAGUAUGCAGUAACACUACCAUCAGUUCCCUGAACUCGCAUUUUCAGAGCUGAGAUGAGAAGUAUUUUUCUUUAUAGACUGGUUGAAUAUGGCUAAUUUGCCUGGACGUGCUUGUUGUACCAACUAAUAAAAUAUGGUUUAAAUGCAGGCAAUGAAUCAAAAAUCCCUUUUAAUUCAGUGACCUCACAAUGCAGGCUUCUGAUGUUUAAUAUUGUUAAGUAUCUAUUCUGUACAGCACCAAUUAUCACAUCCUUAAUUAGGAAUGUGCAUGUAAGAUCUAACAAUCUAGCUCCCUUGUCACUGUCACUCAAUUGUGCAUUUUUCCCAGUCUGUGUGCCAAGUCAGGCUGGUUUGCUGUAUUGAAUCACUGCAGUUUUAUCACUGUGUCGUUCUUACAUUGGUAACCGCCUGGAUAAACUAAUAUGUAGCAUAAUGUUAAAUUUAACCAAUAGUGAUUUCAUAUGAGAGUUAAAAUUGAUAGCUCAAAGAACUCUAAGAAACAACUGAAAAGUUAAUUCUGUAAAAUAACUUGGAAGAUUACUCAAAUGUGAAUUUAGAAGAGGGUAAACUUAAAUGCAUGGAAGUCAGUCUGGGUAGAUGAAGCUCUAGUGCCAAAUUCAAGCUUUGAAAUUUAAUUUUAUCACACGCUAUAAAAUUCGCAUUGAACUGUGUGUUUAUUUGUGAAACUUUUUUCAUUGCUAUAAUAGCAUCACUCAAAAUGUGAUCAUGAAUAAUAAGAGUUUAAUUAUUAAUAUUUUCAGAAACCAUUUCUAUUCUUUACUUGACCAUUAAUCUUUCAUUUCAAAGAUUCCAAAAGCUGUACUUAAUACUUCACAGAUCUUGGCUUUUGAAUUUAUGCUUGAAAGCUUACCCAAUUACAAAGCUUUGUCCAAAUUGAUACACAGAGAAUGAAAGGAGGCUGCUGAAGAUUCGCUCGGUCUGCUUUGUCCACAUUGUGGAAGACAGCAUCUUAAAGACCGUAAAGAAAUCAGAAAAGCUAACUUGUACCAGUGAAUGGAAAGUCUAUGUUCUGACAGGCAGUAUUUUUCAUAGUGAAAGGUGGAACCUGUAAGUUGGAUUUUUUGAAAACGGCAACGUAUAUCUGUGGUGAAACAGUGAAAUAUACUUGGCAUUUUUUUGAAAAUCCUAAAACAAAAAUUAAUCUUUAUAAAGUGGCAGCAGUUAUUGGACCUUAUCUGUGAAAAUACAAACAUUUACACUUUAGGAAAGAAAGAUUUACGGUCAGCUGAAUCCAAUAGCUAAACUUAAAUUUUCUUAAGUGUCCAUUAUCAAGGUGGUUAUAAGGAGGAAUACCCAUGCAGUUAAAUUGGAAUUUUUGAAAAAUGGUGGUUUUAACAAGAGUAUUACAUUGAAAGAUGUUAAUCCUGUUGAUACCAAGAAUGGACUUGAAUAUUGUUACAAUUAAUCUUCAUUUCUUUUUCUCUGAGAAUGAUAAAAUUGCCUCUCUUCAACCGUAGCUUGGAAUGUAUGUCAGUUAUUAGAGAAUGUGUGUAAAUAUUACAAACUAUAGUAAUUCCAAAUUGUACAUAUUCUUUAAAUUAUAUUUGUGUUCUGCACAAUAUAUAUUCACCUCAGAUUUGUAAAUAACUUCUGAAAAUAAUCCACUAACUUUUAUAGUUGCUAUAUUAUAAAAGAUGAUGCAUGCAAUGUUAUCUUUCAUCUUUAAGGUUAUAAUUUAGAAUUGAAUUUGCAACAAGAAAGCAGACUGGGUGGAAACAAUUCUGUAAAUACAUACAAUGCACUUAUAAUUAAAUGAAUGAAAUUCAGCUGAAGGAGGAAUUUCGUGAGAAACACUGGGAAGUUGGUGGACAAAGCCUAUUUGUAAUAAAAUAGCCUUUUUUGGUGCAAGUUGUGGUUUGGUUCAUGUAGAAAAGGUAUUUGAAGUUAAUUUUUUGGAAAGUGUUAUAUGUAAGUGCAAAAUCAACAACAUAGUUGAAUUUUCUGUCUCUGCAUUAAUUGAUUUUGGAGCAUUUGAAGUUAUUGCACCUCUGAUAUAGCCUAUAUCAUCAUUGUUAACUUCAUGUUAAUACAAUCUGAUAAACUCCACUGCACAUCUCCACCAAAUAGAAAUUCUAGUGCGAACACAGUGGAUGGGUGAUCUGCAGUCAGGGUUCUGCCAUUGCCAUUUAUAAACUUUCCAUUAAAAUGUGCUUGAGAUAACAACUUUGCUCGUUACAUAAUUAACUAUUGCAAAGUCACCAAGCUCAAUCAUCAACAAGAUAACUAAAGCAUAACUUGCUAAAGACAGAAUGAGACCUAAUCAGCUGAAAUAAUAUCUGUGAUUAAUACAAAGACAAAGCCUACCUGAUAUUCAACAGUUAAAGCACUGCAAGAUCUGAAAGCAGCCACAAUAGCUGUGCAAUAGACUGAGAUGCUGUGCAAGCAAACACUGGAUCAACUUACAUCAAAAAUCCAAGCUAGCUGUGAUAAUGAAGAUCCGUGAGCCAUGUGUGAAGGGAUCUAAAGGGCAUUUGGCCCUGCCGUCACUCACAUUGCUCUCCUGAAGUCAACAGCUGGUGAAGCACCAUACUCACCAAAACAAAUAAUUUUUUUAUUAUUCAUUCAUGGAAUUGAGGGCUACGCCACAUUUAUUGCUCAUCCUAAAUUGCCCAGGGGGCAGUUAGGAGUCAACCAUGUUGCUUUGGGUUUGGAGUCGCAAAAGCCAGGCCAGCCAAGUACAGCAGAUUUCCUUCCCUAAAGGACAUUAGUGAACCAGAUGUUUUUUUUCUGACAAAAGGUUCAUGGUCAUCGUUAGACUUUUAAUUCCAUCUUUUUAAAAUUGAAUUCAAAUUCCACUAUCUGCUAUCGUGUGAUUCAAACCCAGGUCCCUACAACCUGAUACCUGGGUCUUGGAUUGCCAGUCCAGCAAUAUCACUUAGCAAUUGCCUCCCCGACAAUUGUCCCACUGGGCCGAACACUGCUGUGGUUGAGAUUACUAUGCUCUAAUUCCCCAUUUAGCAAUUAGACUGACUUAGGAUUGAUUUUUUAAAAAAUUAUAUGUUCAUAUAUCCUUUAACCUUUUUAAACUUUAAACAAUCAAAUAACCUGUGAUAAGACAACAUAACUGGUUUAAAUCUACAGUAUUCAAGGGAAGUGCUGCCAUGGUUUAAAUAUGUGAUCCAAAUAUUUAUUUGCAGUCCUUUGUAGUGCUCCUACCCUAAAGUUCUAUUUUGAGUUGUUAUCUGGUGGAUAAAUUUUCCUCAGAUAACAUGUUCAGGUUUUUAAAGUUCACACUUAUUUUAAAUUCUUCCUAUCACUUAAUUUCUUCCCUAAGUUUUAAUACAGAAGUAUUGCCAGUGUGAAAUGAGGGACAGGAUUUUGUGCAGCACAUUAUCCAGAUCUCCCUCCUCCUCUGUGCUGCACUUCAGUAUAGUGACUUCUACAUGAAACAUCCUACAUUCACAGCAGAGUGUACUGCUGUAUGACUGCUUGGAAAAACUGCUCCUUCCUGUAGCCCCUGCAGUGUUCAUCCUGUGCUCUGCAAUUUUGCCAUGGUAAUUUCUACAGUGUCUUUUUUAAGCAAGUUGAAUUGUAAAGCUGCAGAGCCAUGUCAGGCAGCACAAUACGAUGUGAAAUGUACUCGAGGAAGAAUUUAUAAUGCUUUACCAUCUCCACAGUCCUUUGAAUUUGAGAAUGGCUGUUCUUAGCAUUGCAACACAUUCAGAUCCGUUGAAAGUGAAUUUGUUGCAACAUUAUCAAGAUGUAUUGUUUCAGUAGAAUUCUCCUUUGAAACAUUAUAUGAUAAUUACCAGGAUUAGUACCUAUACUUUUGUAAUUGUAUCAAGAGU